Molecule: messenger RNA, 4303 nt
Organism: Mirounga angustirostris (Northern elephant seal)
Lineage: Eukaryota; Metazoa; Chordata; Mammalia; Carnivora; Phocidae
Gene: ARRDC3
Product: arrestin domain containing 3
Exons: 8
Coding region: 598-1635 (345 amino acids)
Biological process (GO): protein transport
Cellular component (GO): cytoplasm; plasma membrane; endosome
Source: RefSeq, a predicted model, not a curated record
UCUGCUCGCGCCGGUUUAGGCCGGUCCUCUCCUGCUCCGGUCUAGUUCUUGAUUGACAGCCCGGCACUUGUUUACCACGGCGCGGCCGCCGCCGCUCGCCUCAAUGAGACUGCUGAGCUGGCACAAAAAGGGAGCGAGAAGGGAAGAAAAGGAGAGGGAGGCAAACUUUGGGCGCCUUCGAGGGGAGCGAAUUUAAAUGGCCCCCAACUCACCAGUCAGUUUUCGGUGCUGAAAUUCGUUCAGAGGAUUUGCAGAAGGGGCGAGGGAAAUAGUACUGAGAUUAAAGAGAAUCAUUGUGAUUUCUGAAUAAAAGUAUGCGCAUAUAGACGCUUUUUCCCCCUUUUCUCUUUUGAUGUAAGGGAAGCAUCACGUUCUGUAGCUUCAGUACUUUGGUGUGGAAAAGUUAAAUGACAAUACCAAUUUCAUCUACUUUCAUGGUUAAUGUUGGCUUCUACGCUGAAAAACUAUAUCACUAAGACAUUUAUCUAAUUAUACUAUCUACUCAGAAGGCUAAAAAAAGAAUCCAGAAUCCCCUCCCACAUUUUCGUUAAAUAUAUAUAUUUUGGAGAAAUUUUAAAAAUACUUGGCCUAAAGAAAAUGGGUUAUAAAAUGAAGGCAGUUAGAAACAACUUAGUGUUCAUUUUUCAAGGAUGUGGAACAGUGUUUCCCGAUGAUGAUAAUUCAGAAGAAGGCUUCAACACUAUUCAUUCAGGAAGGCAUGAAUAUGCAUUCAGCUUCGAGCUUCCACAGACACCACUUGCUACCUCAUUCGAAGGCCGACAUGGCAGUGUGCGCUAUUGGGUGAAAGCCGAAUUGCACAGGCCUUGGCUUCUACCAGUAAAAUUAAAGAAGGAAUUUACAGUCUUUGAGCAUAUAGAUAUCAACACUCCUUCAUUACUGUCACCCCAAGCAGGCACAAAAGAAAAGACUCUCUGUUGCUGGUUCUGUACCUCAGGCCCAAUAUCCUUAAGUGCCAAAAUUGAAAGGAAGGGCUAUACCCCAGGUGAAUCAAUUCAGAUAUUUGCUGAGAUUGAGAACUGCUCUUCCCGAAUGGUAGUGCCAAAGGCAGCCAUUUACCAAACACAGGCCUUCUAUGCCAAAGGGAAAAUGAAGGAAGUAAAACAGCUUGUGGCUAACUUGCGUGGGGAAUCCUUAUCAUCUGGAAAGACGGAUACGUGGAAUGGAAAGUUGCUGAAAAUUCCACCAGUUUCUCCCUCUAUCCUCGACUGUAGCAUAAUUCGUGUGGAAUAUUCACUAAUGGUAUAUGUGGAUAUUCCUGGAGCUAUGGAUUUAUUUCUUAAUUUGCCCCUUGUCAUUGGUACCAUUCCUCUACACCCGUUUGGUAGCAGAACCUCAAGUGUAAGCAGUCAGUGUAGCAUGAAUAUGAACUGGCUUGGUUUAUCCCUACGUGAAAGACCUGAAGCACCACCCAGCUAUGCAGAAGUGGUAACGGAGGAACAAAGGCGUAACAAUCUUGCACCAGUGAGUGCUUGUGAUGACUUUGAGAGAGCGCUUCAAGGACCACUGUUUGCAUAUAUCCAGGAGUUCCGGUUCUUGCCUCCACCUCUUUAUUCAGAAAUUGAUCCAAAUCCUGAUCAGUCAGCAGAUGAUAGACCAUCCUGCCCCUCUCGUUGAAGGAACACUUGGUUAAAUCAAGUUGAUGUGGGUUCUGAACUGUAUCUCUUCCCAGCUGAGGACAGAGAAGUAUCUUGGAGACACGUUUUCAGAGGAAGUGGAAUUGCUUUUGCCCAGAAAAAUGGCAAAUACAUGAAACAGCCAGUGAUCAUGCUUUAGAAGCCUACAGCAACAUUCUGGGACUGCUCCAACAUGCUUGAAGAUCUAAGCUUUUCUCCUUUAAAACAGGCACAUACUAAGAGCAGUCUUCUUAGCCUAUGGUCAUACGUGUCAAGACACCACGUUGUAAAGAGGGAUGAUUUCCUUCUUUUUAUUUGAAAAUUUGCACAUGCUCAAUGCUUACAUUGUGCAGUUCCGAUGUCACUACAGCUUUUUUUUUUUUUCCAUUUAUGCCAGACUCUUGAUACUCUUUAAAAACUUGUUUGUGGUCAGCACAACAAGGAACAAAAGAAAGCUUUGAAAAAACUUUAACAUGAAAAAAACGCACUGACUUUUUUUUUUUAAUUUAAUAUAGCCUGGACUUUACCUGCGUAUGCACAUGCUCAGAAAUGUCCUACUAGGCUGACCAUGUAUCACCUCUUCAGCUUGGAUCCUAUUGUGGAUUUAUUUACAAACAUCAAAUGCCUUCAAGCCAAUCCUUCUUGCUGUAUGUUUUGCAGCCUACUGUAGUAGAUACGCAACAGAUAUGUGGGAAAAGAGAUAAGAGGAGGAAGCUAAUAAGAGACUUUGUCAAGAUUGUAUACCUUCUUGGUUUCUUUUAAGAAUUUGUUGCCUUUCUACUAUUACAGCAAAGCAGCAUUUUGUUACUGACUGCCUAAAAUCACUUAAUCUCAGGUGAACGCAUCACUUGCCAAACUGUUGGAAUGCUAUUUGUGUUUUGUUGCACUGUUAUUUUGUUUGUUUGGUUGGUUGGCUUUUUGGAGAGGGAAAUUUGGAAAAGGGACAUACACAAAAGUGAUACCCCACCCACAUUCCCUUUUUAUCAUUACAUGAAGAAACUAGCAGAGCUAAGAAUGGAGUAAAGAUAGGCAGUAUGGCAGGCACCAGCAAAGAGUUAAGGGCUUGUUGCUCUUAAAAAUUAUUGUUAUUUUUAUUAUUUUAAGAGUAUGGAAAUUUUCCAGUCACUGGAGAGGAGGAGAAAGUGCAUUUAUUUUUAUAACAGAGUUACUUAAUUACCUCCAAAACACAUAUGUUGGAAAUCAUUUUUGCUGGUGCAGAGUGUUUUAAUGAGCAGGAAUAUAUAUAUAUAUUCAGGUUACGAUUAGAGAGCUUAAUUUAUACAUUUCCUAUCCUGCUCAAGCUUCUCAGAGCUUGAAAACCCAAGUUUAUUCUAAAACUGUAUAACUUCAAAAUUAUAAAUACUAGAACGUGUGCUGGAAUGAGAACUGUUUUCUAUUUUUGUGGUUUUUCUAGUGAAAGUAUUUUUUCCAUUACCUAAAGAACAUUUUGCUAAACAUGAGAAACCACUCACUUUGAGUAUAUAUAGAUAAGAGCAACCACAUCAGUAAAUUAUAGUUUAUAUUAAAGAUAAUUUACAGUUGGCUCAUAACAAAUAUACCAGCAUUCAUGAUGACACUUAAAAACCAUUUUCCAAGGUACCAAGUGUACUGAUGGUCUUAUUUUAGAAGGAAUUCAGCUCUGAUGUUUUUAAUGAAAAUCAGCAUCUGUGAUGUUGCAACAUACGUGUGAAAUGGGUGUUACAUCUAUCCUGCCAUUUAACCCCACAGUUAAUAAAGUGGCUGAAAAUAGUAACUCUGGCUUGGUGCUUGACCUGGUUAAAUACUGUCUUAAAGCUUCAUACAAAACAAAUAGGCUUUUCCAUAAGUGGCCUUUAAGAAAACAUGGAAGACAAUUCAUGUUUGAAAAAUGCUGACAGGGUGAAGAAAGCCCAGCGUAAAAACGAAUCGCGUUUUAAGUGAUUCAGUAAAGGGUUUGGGCUCCCGUAGCAAACUAAUACUAGAUAAUAAGGAAAUGGGGGUGAAAUAUUUUUUUAUUGUUGUUAAAUCAUUUUGUGAAUGUCCCCCUCAAAAGAAGCUAAUGGAAUAUUUGGCAUAAAGGGCAUUUGGUGGUUUUAUUUUUGUUUGGGGGGGAUUGUCUGAAAAUCCCUUUUCUCUCUUAUGUCUGACUAGGGAACAAUUGUUGAUAUGCAUAGCAUUGGAAUACUUAUCACCAUAUACUCUUAUAAAUAACACAUGAAGCAAGAAUGACCAAUAUUCUGAUAAUUGGCACUGGGUCACAAAAUAAAAUGUGAUUAAAUUUUAAAUAUAUAAAACUUUAUCAAAUAAAGUUUUAUUUACCCCAUUAAAGUAUUUCUUUACUUUCUUAUUUAGAGGCAUUACUUUACUCUUUUCUAAAUAUUGGUCAAUUCCUGACAUAAGAUGUGAGGUUCACAGUUGUAUUCCAGUAUUCAAGAUAGAUUCCUGAUUUUGCAAUGAGGAAAAGUAAAAUCCAAAACAUUAGCAAAACAAAGUGCAAUAUUAAAUGUUUGCUUUAUAGAUUAUAUUCUAUGGCUGUUUGUAAUUUCUCUUUUUUUUCCUGUUUUAUUUGGUGCUGAAUAUGUCCUUGUAGGCUCUGUUUUAAGAAAACAAUAUGUGGGAAAUGAUUUAAUUUUUCCUAUUGCUCUUCCUUGUGGAAAAUAAAGUGUUUUGUUUUUUUCUUUUUUGUAAAA